GCCAUUCUCACACUGUUCGUUCCUGUCUCCUCUCAGCAUCUCCCACCAAGCAAACAACUCCCACCAUGAUGAAGACGAUGCUUGUUGUGGCCAUGAUGGCCGCUGUGUGCGUGCUGUCGGCCUCCGCUGCGCCCGUGACCAUGCACCUCCACAAGGACCCUGUCACCAUGCACCUGCACAACGAGACUGCCCCUCCGCAGCCCAACUGCCCUGGGUGGACCUUGUACAAGCAGUGCGACUCUCGCUGGGGCGGUGACCGCCUUGGCACCUCUGGCAACACCAUCUGCUCUGCCGGCUGCGCCAUGUCCUCUGUGGCCAUGCUCCUGCACACCCGUGGUGUCAGCGUCGAUCCUGGUUCACUGAACAACUGGCUCAUCCACAACGGCGGUUAUGCCAGCGGUGAUCUCAUCGUGUGGAGUGCUGUGGACAAGUUUGGCAAGACGAGCUACCAGGGCAUUGAGAACCCCUCCAUCAACGCCGUCAUCAGCGGCCUGCAGUCGUGCCACGGCAUCAUCGCCAACGUCCGCGGCGGCACCCACUGGGUCCUCCUCACGGGCCACGCUGGCGGCAGCACGUUCAAGGUGAACGACCCCGGCUUCUCCACGACCGAGUACAACUUCUCCGACAUGCUCCGUUUCGCUGUCUACCACUGAGCGCGCAUCGUGCCAUUGCAGUCGGCGAUGCCCCUUGAGUGCAUUGUCAUUGCCCUUGCCCCUAUGCGUGUUCUUUCCCUUUGCGCGUUCUUUUCCUUUUCGCGUUGUGUUGUCUUCCUCCCUUCUUCGUCUCUCUCUCUCUCCCUGUUCCUCCUUCCUCCUUCGUCUCACUCUGCAAAUACAACCACCCGAAGCCAACACAAGCAAGGUGUCUGUGCCGGUGUCGCCCAA
Messenger RNA from Salpingoeca rosetta, 884 nucleotides. RefSeq lists its product as uncharacterized. The record is from RefSeq and is a predicted model, not a curated record. NCBI's taxonomy places the organism in Eukaryota, Choanoflagellata, Craspedida, Salpingoecidae. Bases 66 to 653 code for a protein of 195 amino acids. The transcript is spliced from 7 exons.